ACUUAUAUUAUCAAGUUUGAUAAUAAAUCAAACUACGAUUACAUGUAUAAACUAUUUGGUGAACUGAGAUGUUUAGUGCAAAUACCGCCGGAAUAUGUGGUCCAGUAUUACAACUCGUGGUUUGAGCACAAAUUCCUAUACAUUCAACUCGAGUACUGUUCGCAUACACUGAAGGACAUCAUUGCCCUAAAGGGGCCCGAGUUUGGGCGCCUGAGCCCAGUCGAGCCCAUGAAUGCCAUCGAGUACUUCAUAUCCAGCGAAAUAUUCAAAGAGGUGUUGGAAUGCGUCCAGUAUUUGCACGACUUGACCGAGUCGUCCGAUGUGCUGCUCCGUGACCUCAGGGCUGAUAAUAUAUUGGUGGCCGACCAUGGUCGAGAUGGCCGGUAUAUUAAGCUCAGCAACUUUGGCAGCGUUCGCGCCGAUGAUGCUGACGUUCAUAGUGUGGGUGCCAUCGGCCAGGAGUUGUUUGAUUUGAACAUACAUGAUGUAAAUGCGUUGCAAAAGUAUUCAUCGCAUGAAUUGCGGGACAAUUUUGGGAAAUUAUUCAAAUUACAGUUUGUAAGUUAUAUGAAGUUGCAAAAGGCUUGA
This is a messenger RNA of Medioppia subpectinata, 588 nucleotides long. Lineage: Eukaryota; Metazoa; Arthropoda; Arachnida; Sarcoptiformes; Oppiidae. The record is from the annotation of a GenBank genome assembly.